Rosa rugosa (rugosa rose) is the source of this 842-nucleotide messenger RNA. RefSeq lists its product as uncharacterized. The record is from RefSeq and is a predicted model, not a curated record. Bases 190 to 654 code for a protein of 154 amino acids. NCBI's taxonomy places the organism in Eukaryota, Viridiplantae, Streptophyta, Magnoliopsida, Rosales, Rosaceae. Gene Ontology annotation, biological process: intracellular sterol transport. Gene Ontology annotation, molecular function: sterol binding. The transcript is spliced from 4 exons.
AAUCGGAGAAGUCCUUCCUGCUUCCACCUAACGCUCUCCAUCUCCCACCAAUAAAUUAAUACCGAUACCAAUCAGUCUUCCGUCUUCUUUAGACUUCUUCAUCUCCUUAGAUACCUUCCUCCAUCUCUCUCAAAUUCCCGUCUCUCUCAACCCUCUCACAUUACUCUCUGAAUCGAAAUCGGUGAAGCCAUGGCUCCGUUGAAACUCAUCGCCGCCCUCCUUGUCUCCUUCUGCGUUCUUCUACCUCUCACUCAUGCCGUCAGCAAGGACGUUAGCUACUGCGAUAAGAAUGCUGACUAUGCUGUCAAGGUUACGGGACUCGACAUAAACCCUUACCCUAUCGCCAGAGGCAAGCCGGCCAGCUUCAACAUUGCUGCAACUACAGGUGAACCAAUCACCGGAGGGAAAUUGGUGAUUGAUGUUUCCUACUUUGGGUGGCACAUCCACAGUGAGAAUCAUGACCUUUGCUCGGAAACAUCUUGCCCUGUUUCUAUUGGUGAUUUCGUGGUCGCCCACUCACAAGAAUUACCUGGAUAUACUCCACCGGGUUCGUACUCUCUUAAGAUGAAGAUGUAUGAUGGAAACAAGCAAGAGCUGACAUGCAUUGCCUUCGAUUUUGACAUUGGGUUUGUAGCUCCUGUGGCCGAUAGUUAAGUGCUUCAUUUGUGGGUCUUAUGGUACAUCUGUCAGAACUAUACUUCAUAGCAUGUAACAAAAAUCAUCUUUGUGGCUGCUGUUCCAUGUUUAUACUUUAACUUUGCUGGUAUUUUGUGAUGUGUAUAUUAUAAUCAAUCCAUCUACUUGUUGAGACUAUUAAAAGUAAUGGAACUGGAAUUAGAAUA